AAUUAUUCAUUUCAUAUUACAUAUAUCUACAUUGUUAUAAAAUAAAUAUUACAAAACAAGUAAAAUUUUUGACAUUCAAAAUAUAAAACCCCUCGACAUCGCUCAUCAUCUCGCUCCACGUUCGAGAACGACGCCCACGGGCCUACAGGCGUCGGUAUCAGAGCACCGCGACGCUGUGAGCGCCAGUUUUAACGACGAUCUCGUGAAAAAGCGGCGACGACUAUUCAGGUGUAGAUUAGAUACGAAAGUCGAUAAAUAGCGACAAAAUGGCGAGACUGGUAAAUAAACAGUUCAAUUCUCCGAUUGGUCUAUAUUCCCAACAGAACAUUCAGGACGUAUUGGAUAGGGAAUCCCAUCUGUUAGAAAAUGGUGCAGUGGGCAUCGACUUCAACAAUCCAGAUGUAGGAAAACCCAAAAACUUACAAAAUUCCGCUGUCUUGAGAAUGUUAGAGGAAGAGGAAAAUAGGCAACGAAACGGUUACGGACCAGGUAGCGACCGACUUUUAAAACCCCUCCGAGCCUGGCCCCCACCAGAAUACGAGCAAAAGAGCCAACUCAGGUCAUCAUUUAAAGAUGUCGUAAUUCCAGGCGUCAAACGAGUAGCUUGGCCACCACCACACGAAACUGGACAAAACAGUCCAUACAUAGAGCAAAACCCAGUUCAGACACAAGGUGGACCUCAAUAUCCCUCUCAGGCUGCAGGCUACCAGAAUAACUACCAACAACCAAAGCCAGCUCCCUCUAACCAAGCCUUAUACCAACAACAACGCGCGCCAUUGAAAUUAGACGUGUCUCAAGGCGGAUCUUCACCCUUGGCUUCUCCUCUAUCUAAUCAAAGCCCACAGGCUUACAGGGCCCCAACUCCAAACAAGAACUGGGCAUCUGUACAAUCUCCAGUGCAUACUCCUAAUCAACCUGCCUGGAGACAAAGCAGCCCUUCCAGAUUCCAAGCUGCGCACCAACCUGUGUCCCAACAACAGUUUCUUGGACAACAGUACUCUGGUCCUUCUCAACCAAAUUAUAGUCCUAACCAAGGCUCCCAGCAAUAUCAGCCUCCUGUAAACCAAUACCAACCCCAACAGCAAUAUCAACAACCACAAAACCAAUACCAGCAACCCCAACAGCAAUACCAAGCUCCCCAACAGCAAUACCAAGCUCCCCAACAACAAUACCAAGCUCCCCAACAACAAUACCAAGCUCCCCAACAACAAUACCAAGCUCCCCAACAACAAUACCAAGCUCCCCAACAACAAUAUCAACCUCCCCAACAACAAUAUCAGCCUCCUCAAAACCAAUAUCAACCUCAACAGAGUCAAAACCAAUUCUCUAGCGUUGCAGCUCAGGCUGUACCCUACCAAUAUCCUUCUGAACAACAAUAUCAAACUCAAUCUACUCAACAAUAUCAAUAUUCUCAACAAUAUCAAUCUUCCGAACAGAGUCACCAGUCUCAACCUCAGGGUUAUCAGUCCGUUCCACAAACUUCUCAAGUUCAUAGUGUUCCAAUACAGGUACAAAGACAAACUUCAAAACCUGUGGAACCUCCCCCAUCUACAAUCACUCUCCGUCCUCAGGCUCCAGUGAGCCAGGCUCCACCACCAGUUUACACUUCUCAACCAGCCACGGCGACCCUAAAAGUUUAUGUCAAUCCGAAAAAUUUACGAGGAGACCUAAAAUGGCCUCCAGAAGAUGUAAAGCAAAAGAUGUACGAAGAAGCUGAAAACCUUAAUACUAGUAAUAGUUUCCUUUCUAUUCAAGGUGGAAAACAUCUCCGAGGAGAUAUGAAGUGGCCUCCAGAAAACGUCAAGGUCCAAGCCGAAGAAGAGAACAGGCUACGUCUCGAAUUAGCCAAAGGACCUGUUUGUAGGCCACGUAAAGUGCAUAGGGAUUACACAGAGUUCUUUGAUCAGCAUGCUCUAAAUUCCAGUUAUCCCGGAUACAAAAUCCCUCCAGGCACUCAGUUCUAUAGAGCCGAAUAAAUGUAUUUUAGGUCUUUUGUUAUUUUCUAAUUUAAUAUGCUUACUUGUAAGUCUCAUUUGUUAUUAACACAUGGUCUGUAUAAGAUUAACUAUCUCAUUAUUCGAAGAGGAUGCAUUAUCUUUGAAUCUGCUUGUACAAAAUAUAAAAACCUACUCAAAAGAACGCUAAUUCAAAGAUAAUAAUAAUUUACAAAGAUUUUUCUUAUACAGAAGCUAUGUAAAUAAAUAUAAACCGCUACGUUUGUGAUAAUAACAACCUGAUGUACCUACUUACUUGAUUUUAAAACUAAAUUUCGCUUUUUACCAAAAUGAGACAGUAAACGAACAGAAGAAUCAUAUAGUUCUAGUGAACAUUGUAAUAGAGAAAAAGAGGUAUGGUGUCAUUUGUCAAUUGUCAUAUGUCAGUUGUCAAUUGUCACAGUGGUCAGUCGUCAAUUGUCAUAUGUCAGUUGUCAAUUGUCUAAGUUUUCUGUUCGUCUACUAGACAAAUAUAGGUACAAAAGGUACUUAAGCUGAACUGAUUUUUGAGCAAAUAACUAAAUGUAUUAUACGGAAAUGUAUUUUGCAAUUAUUGUAUAAAGAUAAUAAAAAUAUGUAAAAAAAAUUCGAUUUUAACCUGCCGCUUACCGAACCCUAAAAUUGGUCGACACGACUGCUUGCUAUUGAUUGCAACAACUAUUAUGUACAUUAUUAUAUAAUAACUAGGUUUUAAUUACUUAUAAUGUAUAAAAAAAUUAUUUGUACUGUGUACGGCAGCAAAAAUUUUAAAUAAAGGCUAAGCCUCA
Diabrotica virgifera virgifera (western corn rootworm) is the source of this 2761-nucleotide messenger RNA. Its product is annotated as putative mediator of RNA polymerase II transcription subunit 26. The transcript has 8 exons. The record is from RefSeq and is a predicted model, not a curated record. Lineage: Eukaryota; Metazoa; Arthropoda; Insecta; Coleoptera; Chrysomelidae. The coding region runs from base 267 to 1976 and encodes 569 amino acids.